Molecule: messenger RNA, 3883 nt
Organism: Manduca sexta (tobacco hornworm)
Lineage: Eukaryota; Metazoa; Arthropoda; Insecta; Lepidoptera; Sphingidae
Gene: AsnRS
Product: asparagine--tRNA ligase, cytoplasmic
Exons: 10
Coding region: 287-1951 (554 amino acids)
Biological process (GO): asparaginyl-tRNA aminoacylation
Cellular component (GO): cytoplasm
Molecular function (GO): nucleic acid binding; asparagine-tRNA ligase activity; ATP binding
Source: RefSeq, a predicted model, not a curated record
CGAGGAAAGUUCAAUGUUGGAAACUAUUACACUUUCAGCAUGUAAAAUAAGUUAUCUCUUUCUUACAUUCUUCAAACCUCAUAAGUUGCCUUUAUCUUAUGUAAAUUUCCGGCUGAAUAUACCUACUUGAUAUCUUCUUCAUAUAUAUUUUCUUUGCGCUCUUAAUUCAAGUUUAUGCUCUGGUUUAUGCAUUGCGGGUAAAUCUUGUAUUGAGUUCAGUUGUGGGAUUUGACAGGAUUUUUUAAGGUUUUAGUAUUUAAUUCCAAUCAUAAUUUAAAAAAUAAUAAUGCCGGACAUCGAGAACCUCACGCUGGGUGAAAUAUACACAUCUGAUAAAAAUGGAAGUGAUGAAACAGGAGAUGGCACCAAAGAGAAGCCAUUUAAAACCAUUCUGAAAGCCAUGCAUCAUGCUGGCAAAGAACCAUUCCCCACCAUCUAUACCGACGCUAAAGAAGAUGGGAAAGAUUACGAAGUGGCCGCUAAAUCCCAAUUGAAGAAGAUUCAAAAGAUUUGGGUGAGAGAGAAUUAUAAGGCUGCGGAUAAAGCUAAGGCAGAGGAUGAGAACAAUGAAAAGAGAUUGCAGAACCUGGAAGAAGCUAAGAAGGUGGUUAUUGAAGAGGACAAGAGCUUGCCGCAGGCGAAGAUUGUGAAGAUAUCAGAGACUGGCGACUACCGCGGCCAGCGCGUCUGCGUCCGCGGUUGGGUGCACCGCCUCAGGCGGCAGGGUAAAGCGCUCAUGUUCGUCACGUUGCGCGACGGCACUGGGUUCCUGCAGUGCGUCCUGCACGGUGCCCUGUGCCAGACGUAUCAUGCUCUCGUCUUGUCUACUGAGUCCUCUGUGUCGUUUAAGGGGAAGUUGGAACAGGUGCCGGAAGGAAAGACGGCACCAGGCGGGCAUGAGCUGGCGGUGGACUACUGGGAGCUGAUCGGCCUCGCCCCGCCCGGCGGCGCCGACGCCAUCCUCAACGAGGAGGCGCUGCCAGACGUCCAGCUCGACAACAGGCACAUAAUGAUCCGCGGCGAGAACACGUCGAAGGUGCUGCGCGCGCGCGCGAGCGUCACGCGCGCGUUCCGCGAGCACUUCGGCGCGCGCCGCUACACCGAGGUCACGCCGCCCACGCUCGUGCAGACGCAGUGCGAGGGCGGCAGCACGCUCUUCAAGUUCUCCUACUUCGGGGAGCAAGCGUACCUGACCCAGAGCUCGCAGCUGUACCUGGAGACGUGCCUGGCGGCGAUGGGCGACGUGUACUGCAUCGCGCAGUCCUACCGCGCCGAGCAGUCCCGCACCAGGAGACAUCUCGCCGAGUACAGUCACGUAGAAGCGGAAUGUCCGUUCAUUACAUUCGACGAACUCCUCGACCGUCUUGAAGACUUGGUGGUGGAUGUGGUGGACCGGGUCCUGGCAUCGCCUGAGGGACAUCUGGUUUACGAACUCAACCCGAACUUCAAGAAACCCGAGAGGCCAUUUAAACGUAUGACGUACAUCGAGGCUAUAGAAUACUUACGCGAACACAACAUCACCAAAGAAGACGGAUCCUUCUACGAGUUUGGAGAGGACAUUCCCGAGAUGCCCGAGCGUAAGAUGACGGACGCCAUCGGUGUCCCGAUCCUGCUGUGCAAGUUCCCGGCGGAGAUCAAGUCGUUCUACAUGUCGCGCUGCCCGGAGGACCGCCGCCUCACCGAGUCCGUGGACGUGCUGAUGCCCGGCGUCGGAGAGAUCGUCGGCGGCUCCAUGAGGAUAUGGGACCACGAGGAGCUCAUGGAAGGAUACGCGCGCGAAGGCAUCGACCCGUCUCCAUACUACUGGUACACGGACCAGCGCAAGUUCGGCUCGGUGCCGCACGGCGGGUACGGGCUCGGGCUGGAGCGGUUCCUGUGCUGGCUCCUGGACAGAUACCACAUCCGCGAGGUCUGUCUGUAUCCCAGAUUCCUGGAACGUUGCACGCCUUAAACGCAUUAGCCUGGCUGUCUAUAAAUGGUAAAUUGAUGACGGUUGAGUUUGGACCUUAUGUCUUGGUGUAUAUUGUUAUUUUGGUUUGAUGUAUAACUAUCGCUUAACUGGUCAAUGAACCUGCUAAAGAAAUAUAAAUCUCGUUUGGUAAUAAAUAAGGUGUAGUAUUGAUUGUCAUCGAAUUACUCUUCGCAUUUAAACUAUCGCGUAUUUUUUCUCUGGGGUUAAAGAGAAAGCAUAAUAGUUUCUAAGCGUUUAUGAAUGAGAAAGGCCACGGUAUCUAAAUAUGUUUGUUAUCUUAAGCUUUCAUCGAAAAGUUAUAAUGGCAGUGCGACGCCAUUUUAUUUGCCAGUAGCGCCAUCUAUCUCGUACUUAUAGAAUAGGAACCAAAAUGGCUACGUUUUUAUUUACUAACUAGUUAGAAUGGGAUAAAAGUUUCGUAGACAUUUUUAUAAGAGCAAAUUAAAUAUUUUUGUAUUGUCAAAUGCGUUACAAAUACUUGAAGGGUUCCAUAAAAUUAUUGUUGUCUAUUUGACACGAAAUGCUUUGUGACAAGAAGGUUGGCGUUUUAAAUUAUUGUAUUUUUUCACCGAUUUAUCGUGUUUACUGAUCUAGAAUCGCGCCAUGCUAUUUAGAAAUGAAUUAUUUCAGUUUCAAAUUUUUUCAUCCGACUAUUACAAGGUAAUCCCUUAUUGGUUGAAUCCCUAAACAUCCUGGGACCUGUGGAACAAUAAACAAAAUAAACUAUUUAUAUGCAUUGACCUUAAAUUCGUGGUCGUCUUAUUUUCAUUUUAAAAUAGUAUGGUACGACUUUAAUUCGAAAAUCGAUAGAUUUCAAGUGAGUUUUCAAACAUCAUUUAUAUUUAAGUCAUUUAUGUUUACAUUCAUUUAAUAUAAUUAAUUGUGUUUUGUACUUUCCACAUAUAGCCCAGUUAUUCAUUUAUAGAAGCUAGAAAUAAAUCAAGUAUGACCAUUUUUUUUUUAUUAAAUAUGUUAACAACAAAGCCACUAACAAGAAUUGAGGCGUUAUAGUAUUCAUAAAAGAAUAAGCUAAAGUAUUUAGUAUUCAUUACACGAUAUACAAAAAGAAAGUCACGUGCUGUCGUUUUCCAUUUUGACACAUUCUUGUCUAUGAUUACACUAUUUACUAUUGACAGUCUAUACGCGCGAUGUUCACAUCGUAUUUUAGUUCCGAAUAUGCUCACGUGGCGCUUUUCAAAUUUCCAUUGAAAAAUACUUAAACGCGAACCAUUAUGUUUACUAACGUUACUAUAACGCGUAAAUUCGUGCUCAGGGUAGAAUACAGUUAAUUAUGGAAAAAAUCUAAAGUCGUUCACUGACAGUAGAGAGAACGAACAUAAAUUCCCAAUCUUAUUUUAAUGAUCUUAAUGUUGAUAUUUCGUUGAAAAGAAAACUAGCUUACCGCACAAUACUGUCAGUGUAUGUCAUUACGAAAUUAAUUUAUUGUCAAAAAAAUUAAUUUAUUUUCUGAAUUGUCAGGCUGUUUGCGUAGUCAAAAAUUGUUUUUUACUUAAAUUAAAAUUCUGAAAUGAUCGACAUGUUUUCUUUUUAUUUAUCUCUAUUAGAUAAGUCCUAACGUAUUUUAUUUUUAAGUUAUAUGCCUAAUAAAGUACAGCUAAAUGUAUCGGUCAGUUUUAAACCUUAUCAAGUAAGGCUAGUAAAAACAUAAAAUUUUUUAUUGAAAUGUAUGUUAAUUGGUUUGGUGAUAUUUAUAAAUAUUUAUAACGAGUUAUGGAAAUUAUUAAAUUUUGUAAUUUACUUAGUCUUGAUGUGUGAGGCUAAUAUUGCAUUUAUUUAUUCAGAUAUUUAAAACAGGUCCAACCAUGUAUACCUUGCUUUAAUAAGACACCAGCUGCAUUUUAUAACUUCAGACGAUUUUGGUUCGCUUUUCAAAUAAACAAUAUAAUUUCA